AUGGUGGCGAAACAGACAAUCUGCAUGGCGAACAAGAAGCACAGCAAGAACAUCAAACAGAAAGGCAACGUCAAGUCCUCGAAAAAUAAUGCAGAUGACAAAGUUGCAGUGGGACCAUGGCUCCUGGCGCUCUUUGUUUUUGUGGUCUGUGGGUCAGCCAUAUUCCAGAUCAUUCAGAGCAUACGAAUGGGAAUGUAA
Messenger RNA from Trichomycterus rosablanca, 198 nucleotides. RefSeq names its product stress-associated endoplasmic reticulum protein 1-like. The record is from RefSeq and is a predicted model, not a curated record. Gene Ontology annotation, cellular component: endoplasmic reticulum. The transcript has a single exon. Gene Ontology annotation, biological process: endoplasmic reticulum unfolded protein response. The coding region runs from base 1 to 198 and encodes 65 amino acids. Lineage: Eukaryota; Metazoa; Chordata; Actinopteri; Siluriformes; Trichomycteridae.